AUGACAACACCACAACCCCCGACCAGGGACCAACCCCCCGCAGACCCCAACCGUUACUGGGUCCAACAAUCAGAAGCCGCUCCCCCAACAACACCCUCCCUCCCCGGCCACCAACAACCACCACAACCACCACGACCCGGCGACGGCCGGCCCCGCCGCCCCACUAUAACCGAAGCUGCGCAGAGCAUCAAGCCGGGCGACUUCCUGACCUUCCACCAGGCGCCGUGCGCGCGUACGGGCUUGCUGACGGGGAUUGGGGCGGGGGCGGCGGUGGGGGGGAUCCGAUGGAUCAUGGGGCUGCCGAUCCCGCGGGCGGCGAACUGGGCGGUCGGGGCGGGGGCGCUCGGGGCGAUCGCGCAGUACGAGUACUGCCAGCUGAAGCGGAUGCAGGAGCGGGAGAAGGUCAAGCGCGUGGUGGAGGUGUACGCGGCGAAGCAGGCGCGCGAGAAGAGGGAGAAGUAUGAGGAGGAGAAGAGGGAGAGGGAGAGGCUGGAAAGGGAGGAGGAGGAGAGGAAUAAGAAGAGGUGGUUCUGGUAG
Molecule: messenger RNA, 537 nt
Organism: Chaetomium globosum CBS 148.51
Lineage: Eukaryota; Fungi; Ascomycota; Sordariomycetes; Sordariales; Chaetomiaceae
Exons: 1
Coding region: 1-537 (178 amino acids)
Biological process (GO): mitochondrial respiratory chain complex IV assembly
Cellular component (GO): mitochondrial inner membrane; mitochondrion
Source: RefSeq, a predicted model, not a curated record